AUGUCUUUUCGUCCGCUCGUCGCAGUUGGCAGAGUCCUGCGUGCGCAGCAUCUCUCAACACUCCCAAGGUGUGCUCGUAGACAAAGAUCAUAUGCUACACAUGCCUUGGCGCUAGCGAACGCGGCCGUCAAACCCUCCAAAUUCGGGCAGCCACUACAUCCGUCUCAUCCACAUCUCCUGAAGGAGGGGGAAAUUACUCCCGGGAUUACCGCGGUAGAAUAUGAGCACAGAAGGCGCUCUCUCAUGGAAAGUCUCCCGGACGGCAGUCUGGUCCUCUCGUUUGCGGGAGACGUCAAGUAUAUGAGUGGUCGUGCCUACAAGUACCGUCAGGCAUCCGACUUUUGGUAUCUCACCGGAUUUGAGGAGCCAGAGGCUGUUUUGGUCCUUCAAAAGAAGCCUUCCAACGAGCGUGGGUACCGGGCUAUCCUUUUCCACCGGUUACCCGACCCAGCGCAAGCAAUAUGGGAUGGUGCGCGCACGUCUUCGGGGGACAUCGUGAACAUGUUCGGUCUGGACGAAGCGAAAGAUGUCCAACAGCUACCAGGCGUGCUCACAAAGCUCUUGAGUGACGCGGAGCAUGUAUAUGUAGAUAUGCCGGCUCGAAAUAACCGUCACCGCACGCAAGGUCUCCGCUCACUAUUCAAGUACAUGGGAAGUGCCUUCACCUCGCAGAAAGGCUCAAUGCAGGAUUCCGUCUUGGACUCGCUCGGUGCUCUCAAACCCCGUCCACUCGCUCCAGAGGUCGGACGUCUGCGUUCAAUCAAGAGCACGGCAGAACAGCAGGUUAUGCGUGCCGCCGCAGAUGUUAGCGCGCGUGCGCAUUACCGCACGAUGCGCUUCGUGGAGCCCGGUAUGUCCGAGCACGACGUCGCUGCAUAUUUUGAGUAUGUAUGCGCUCGCAUGGGCGCCCAGCGCCCUGCGUAUGUCCCUGUUGUCGCUUCUGGUCCGAACGCGUUGGCGAUCCAUUACACUGCAAAUAACCAGCUCAUUAGAGAGAAUGAGAUGAUCCUUAUGGAUGCAGCAUGUGAAUACAAUGGCUACGCAUCAGAUAUCACUCGCACAUUCCCGGUCUCAGGCAAGUUCACACCGGCACAGCGCGAGCUCUAUGGUGCCGUCCUGCAUGCGCAAAAGCACCUCAUCACGCUCUGUACUGUGCACUCGGGGUUCUCGAUCUCGCAGAUCCACCAGAAAAGCGUCGAGUUUCUUCGCAUCGAGCUUGCCGCCAUCGGCUUUACAGACUUUGCGCAGUGGGAUGGUGCGGUGGGGUCGAAGGUCCAGAAACAGAUGGGGGAGUGUUACCCGCAUUUUGUCGGGCAUCCAGUCGGCAUUGAUCUGCACGAGUCCAGCCACUUCGAUAGGCAUCAGCCACUCAAGCCGGGUAUGGUGAUUACCAUCGAGCCAGGCCUUUAUAUUCCGCCCACACCAUACUUCCCCACGAGAUUCCAUAACUUAGGCGUCCGCAUAGAGGACCAGGUGCUCGUCGGCGAGCAUGAACCUGUCGUGCUCACAGUGAAUGCGCCGAAGGAGAUUGACGAUGUCGAGGCAGCCUGUCAGAGGCUCUUACCGCUGCAGGACGAAUUUCGCACUGAUGUCUGA
Molecule: messenger RNA, 1596 nt
Organism: Laetiporus sulphureus 93-53
Lineage: Eukaryota; Fungi; Basidiomycota; Agaricomycetes; Polyporales; Laetiporaceae
Exons: 13
Coding region: 1-1596 (531 amino acids)
Cellular component (GO): mitochondrion
Molecular function (GO): manganese ion binding; metalloaminopeptidase activity
Source: RefSeq, a predicted model, not a curated record